AUGGCUUCGUUUAUCAAAACCAUGGCUGCGGCCACUCUCGUCCUCAUGAUUUCUUCGGCUGACGCCCAUAUGAUAAUGAAGAGCCCAGUCCCAUAUGGCAAGUCUACUCUCAACAACUCGCCUCUUGUCGCGGAUGGCUCCGACUUUCCCUGCAAGCAGCGGACUGGUGUCUACGAUCUUGAAGGUGCCGAGAACGUCCUCGCCAUCGGUGAACCGCAGACUUUGAGCUUCACCGGCAGUGCGGUCCAUGGCGGUGGCUCGUGCCAAGUGAGCCUCACCACCGAUCUACAGCCCACCAAGGACUCCAAAUGGAUGGUCAUCAAGUCUAUCGAAGGUGGCUGUCCAGCUUCCGUCGCCGGCAACCUUCCUGCAGACCCCAACGGCGAUGGUGCCAGCACUUUCCAAUACACCAUCCCUGAAGGCAUAUCCCCAGGCCAAUACACCAUUGCAUGGUCAUGGAUCAACAAGAUUGGAAACAGAGAGUUCUACAUGAAUUGUGGCCCAGCAACCGUUACUGCCGCGAAGAAGAAGAGAUACGCACCCGCUCCCAAGAUCUCCAAGCGUCAAACUUCGUUCCCUGACAUGUUUGUGGCGAAUCUGGCCAGUGUCAACGACUGCACCACUCCUGAGUCGUUUGACUACGUCUACCCGAACCCAGGCCAAGUAGUGCAAUCGGCAGGAACCGGCCCUUACACUACCCUUUCUUGCGGUGCUGCUGGGGGAAGCGUCGCCGCUGAGCAACCUACUGCGAGCCCAGAUGCUGGAUCUGGAUCGGCUGCUGCCACUGUAGCUACAUCAGUCGCGACACAAGCAACUGGAGACGCCGGUGCUAGUUCUGUCGAGCCUACCUUUGCCGGUUCGGUGGACUCGCAGCCUACAGGCGGUUCCGGUCCAGGAGUCUUUGCCACAGGCGCAGCUUCUCCGAGCACCACCACCGAGACGCCCGAGGUUGUUCCCGUCAGCACCGCUGCUCCCGCCGCCACCGGAACAAGCUCGACUACCACCACGACCACAACUGGCACUCAAUCCGGGCCUUGCACCGACGAAGGCGCUUGGUCAUGCUCCGCGGAUGGGUCCAGCUUUCAGCGUUGCGCCAGUGGCACUUGGAGCGUCGCGCUCGCCAUGGAUGCAGGAAUGAAGUGCCAACCCGGAGUGUCCGACACCUUCGUAACACUCCCGGGCAAAGCCAAGCGCCACUCUCAUGGACAUCUACGCCGCAUGGCUGGACUUUUCGGCGGAUCUUACCAUUAG
Molecule: messenger RNA, 1251 nt
Organism: Capronia epimyces CBS 606.96
Lineage: Eukaryota; Fungi; Ascomycota; Eurotiomycetes; Chaetothyriales; Herpotrichiellaceae
Exons: 1
Coding region: 1-1251 (416 amino acids)
Source: RefSeq, a predicted model, not a curated record